AUGAUGAAUUACUUAUUCCAAAAAAAUUCUAACCGACUUUUCUAUAAUUCCUCAGUUCUAAGAAUUGAGGCUGUUGAUCCAGUUCAGGCAUUGUUUUUGAAAUACGUAAGAGAAUAUUUCCAAAAAUUAAAACAAAACAACGGUGUUAUUUUUGAUGUGUCACCUGAACUGGAAAAGGACCGUGCUUUUAAACAGAAAACGCUGGCUGAACGUUAUUUUGGGAAUAUGGACCCAAAAUUAUUUGAGAAAUUUCCUGAGAUGAAAUACGAAGAACCAACGUUGGAUGAUAUCAAUAUUUCCAGAGCUCAUCCAUUGAUGAAGAAAAGUUGA
Messenger RNA from Nezara viridula (southern green stink bug), 330 nucleotides. NCBI's taxonomy places the organism in Eukaryota, Metazoa, Arthropoda, Insecta, Hemiptera, Pentatomidae. The record is from the annotation of a GenBank genome assembly.